GGACAUUCCGAGGAAUUCUCUUUGGUACUUGCCAAUAAUACCUCGCCUUCAGAGGCUAUACAUGUCUCGAAAAAUAGCUGAGCACAUGACAUGGCAUUUGAAAUGUUGUGGUGAUACGGAUGAGGUCAUUCAUCUAACACAAUCAGAAUCAUGGAGACAUUUUGAUCAAAUGCAUCCUUCUUUUAAAAGAGAAUCUCGUAAUGUUCGAUUAGGUCUUGCUACUGAUGGUUUCAACCCAUGGGCUCAUUCUUCAACCUCCUACUCUUGUUGGCCAGUUCUUUUAACUGUUUAUAAUUUGCCACCAGAGAUGUGCAUGCGACCAGAGUUUACUUUUCUUAUAUUGGUCAUUGCUGGUCCAAAAAGCCCAGGCAAAAAUAUCGAUGUUUUCCUUCGACCUUUAAUUGAAGACUUGAAAAUGUUAUGGUCGACUGGUGUAGAAACAUAUGAUAGUUAUCAAGGUGUUACAGAAGUUGAGGUUAAUGCUAAUACAUCUGAAGAAGAGGAGGACUAUGGAGAAGAAAAAGAUUCAGAAUCCUCAGGAAAUAGUGAUAAUGUUGAGGAUGGUGAUGAUGGCGAUGAUAGUGAUGAUUAAUUGAAACAUCUGUAUUAUUACUUAUUAAAUAUAUGUAUUAAAAUUUCUUUGUCUUACAUAUAUUGUUUUAUUAAGUUAUAUAUUUUUCAUUUAAAAUAGAAUCAUUGUAUGCUUGUUUUAAAUUUGUUACUUAUUAUUUGUAUAAAUGUAUUAAUAACUAUUUUGUUAUUCA
Rubroshorea leprosula is the source of this 764-nucleotide messenger RNA. The record is from the annotation of a GenBank genome assembly. NCBI's taxonomy places the organism in Eukaryota, Viridiplantae, Streptophyta, Magnoliopsida, Malvales, Dipterocarpaceae.